Fusarium oxysporum Fo47 is the source of this 834-nucleotide messenger RNA. Its product is annotated as Alpha/Beta hydrolase protein. Gene Ontology annotation, molecular function: hydrolase activity. Bases 1 to 834 code for a protein of 277 amino acids. Lineage: Eukaryota; Fungi; Ascomycota; Sordariomycetes; Hypocreales; Nectriaceae. The transcript is spliced from 3 exons. The record is from RefSeq and is a predicted model, not a curated record.
AUGCCAUGCGCUGACUGUUACACAGGACAUGACCAUCCUGGUCCUGUUUACGGCCGUGAGGCCAAACUUCACGGUCAUGAUGUGUACGUUGCGGAACCUCAGACCAAAGAGGUUUCGAUAAAGGGACUGAUAGUCGUUAUGUCGGAUGCGUUCGGGUGGAAAACGACCAACCUACGUGGUGUGGCAGACAAAUAUGCAGAGCGGACUGGCUGCAGAGUAUACGUUCCUGAUUUCAUGUAUGGCACCUCUGCGCCCGCAUCCAUCAAAGCCGUCAUCGACAGUGUUCUUAAUGAUAGAGGUUUCUGGGGAUGGCUGGUAAAACCAUGGAACUUAUUAAAGGCUGCAUUCGUCAUGGUGCCUUUCAGCAUUCGUAACAAGCCCGAGAAGCGUUAUCCUGGCAUUCGCAAGUUCAUGGACGACCUCCGUUGCAAUGAAGCAGCUAAUCUCAAGGUUGGCGUGGUGGGCUUCUGCUGGGGCGCAUAUGGUAUCACCCAUCUAGCCCACGGCGAGGUAGCUGCGAAUGGCAAGACGAUCAUCGACGCAGCCUUCACUGCUCACCCGAGUGAAAUCGAGGUUUCCCGAGACAUCGAACCUGUGAAACUGCCCUACAGUAUGGCCAUUGGUGAUGUCGACUUUGCCUUGCCUUUGAAGGAGGUGCACAAGGCAGCUGAGAUCCUGGAUGCGAAGAAGGAUGUGGACACUGAAGUUGUUGUCAUUCCUAAUGCAAAGCACGGGUUCGCUGUUAGAGGCAACCCGGAUAAUGAGGAGGAGAAAGAUAUGGCUGAUCAGGCAGAAGACCAAUUAGUUAGGUGGUUCACUAAAUAUUUGUCUUGA